UGAGCACUACUUUUCAGAUAGCUAGCCCAACCAGUCAUGCUACCAUUCUGGACUUUGCUACUAGUCCUGUGUUGUGCCGGAGUCCUGGGACAAAACGACUCCGAUGUGGAGCCCCGCAUUGUGGGCGGCACCAAGGCGCAGGAGGGUCAGUUUCCGCACCAGAUCUCACUUCGCCGACGUGGAAGUCACACCUGUGGUGGCUCCAUCAUUACAAAGGACUACGUUGUCACCGCGGCACAUUGCGUCAAGCAAGGGAACAAUGUCGCUCCAGCUAACCAGCUGGAGAUUCAGGCGGGCAGCCUGCUCCUUUCCAGCGGAGGAGUUCGCGUUCCAGUGGCCACCGUUACCGUGCAUCCCAAUUACAAGGGCAUUGGCCACGACGUGGCCGUGCUGCGUCUACGCAAUUCUCUAAGCUUCAACUCCAAGAUAGCCGCCAUCGAACUGGCCACCAAAGAUCCGCCCAGCGAUGCCACCGUGGACAUCUCCGGCUGGGGCGCCAUCUCCCAGCGCGGACCGCUCUCCAACUCCCUGCUGUACGUGCAGGUGAAGGCGCUGUCCCGGGAAUCUUGCCAGAAGUCGUACUUCCGCCAGCUGCCGGAGACCACGAUGUGCCUGCUGCAUCCCAAGAAUAAGGGUGCCUGCUACGGGGAUUCCGGCGGUCCGGCCACCUACCAGGGCAAACUGGUCGGCUUGGCCAGUUUCGUGAUCGGUGGCUGUGGACGUGCUGCGCCCGAUGGCUACGAAAGGGUCUCCGCACUGAGGUCUUGGAUCGCCGAGAAGGCCAGCUUGUAAAUGGUUUGUAUGUAUCCCAACUAUAUUUUUUUUUCACAUUCAUUUUGCAACGUAGCAGAAAUCAAUGUUGUAAAAGUGACUUAAAUUAUAUUAAAUAUUAUCAGCACAGCAAGCAUUUCUGGUAUUUCUUUCCUUCAAAAUCAAGUGAUAAUGUUUUUCCUUUCAAG
This is a messenger RNA of Drosophila erecta, 959 nucleotides long. RefSeq names its product serine protease SP24D. Bases 37 to 792 code for a protein of 251 amino acids. NCBI's taxonomy places the organism in Eukaryota, Metazoa, Arthropoda, Insecta, Diptera, Drosophilidae. The transcript is spliced from 2 exons. Gene Ontology annotation, molecular function: serine-type endopeptidase activity. Gene Ontology annotation, biological process: proteolysis. The record is from RefSeq and is a predicted model, not a curated record.